Messenger RNA from Syngnathoides biaculeatus (alligator pipefish), 1692 nucleotides. It is a transcript of the gene tmem106ba, whose product is annotated as transmembrane protein 106Ba. The record is from RefSeq and is a predicted model, not a curated record. The transcript has 8 exons. NCBI's taxonomy places the organism in Eukaryota, Metazoa, Chordata, Actinopteri, Syngnathiformes, Syngnathidae. Bases 143 to 934 code for a protein of 263 amino acids.
GGAAGGGGGGCGUUCCCCCCGGCUUCGUUCUCCCCUGCUGAUAAGAAGGACAACAAACGCGACGACUUGACCGUAUGACGCACCGGCAUUGACGGUCGAUUUCGCAAAUUAAAGAACGACAACUCGGUGAAGCAUCUCAGCCAUGGGGAAGGCCCAGUCACUGCUGGCCAAGCACAAAGACGACAGUCAGGAAGCGCUGACGCCGAAUAGGGACGAUUACGACAAGACGCCAGUGCAGGAAGAGGGAAAAAAUGGAGACGUGUCGCAGUUUCCAUAUGUGGAGUUCACCGGUCGGGACAGCGUGACCUGUCCCACGUGUCAGGGCACGGGUCGCAUCCCACGAGGUCAGGAGAAUCAGCUGGUGGCUCUGAUUCCCUACAGCGACCAAAGGCUGAGGCCAAGCAGGACGAAGCUUUACGUGACCAUAUCGGUGUGCGUGUGCCUGCUGCUGUCCAGCCUGGCCGUCUUCUUCCUGUUCCCCCGUACCAUCGACGUCUACUACGUGGGCGUGAAGUCUGCCUAUGUGUCCUACGACCACGAGAAGCAGAUCAUCUAUCUCAAUAUUACGAAUACGCUGAACAUCACAAAUAACAACUACUACGCCAUAUCAGUCACCAACAUCACCGCCCAGGUGGAGUUCGCCAAGACGGUGAUCGGCAAGGCCAAGUUCAACACCAACAACACCGUCAUCGUACCUCUGGACCAGCGACAGAUCGACUACACAGUCCCCACUGUCAUCGCAGAUGAAUUAAGUUAUAUGUUCGACUACUGCACGCUGCAGUCCAUCAGAGUCCACAACAUGGUAGUCAUGAUGCAGGUGACUGUGACCACGUCGUACUUUGGCCACACCGAGCAGGUGUCCCAGGAGGUUUACCAGUAUGUGGACUGCGGGGGGAACACCACAUCCUUGCACGGUCACGUGGACGUGUUGUAAGAACAACAAAAGCCCAAACUUGGAGAGCGUUAUUCUUAACCAAGAGAUGAAAUUUGGUACUUUCCUGCAAAAUGAAGCAGCCGGUGGGAUGUCUUUAAUAAAACAUCUACUUUACGGCUGCUUGUUUUCUAUUAACAGGGGUGGUAUGGCUGAGUAAAGCACUUGGUUGAAAAAAAAAAAGGAAAAAAAGAGUUAUUUUAACAAUAAAAAUGUGUUUUAGUAAGCGAACAUAUGACACACUCCAACUACAAUGUUUGGCGUUUUUUUUUUUUUUUUUUAGGGCUAGUCUGCACCACUUAAGUCCACGGCACCUCCCAGAGGUACUUGUCUAACCGCAACAAAUCCACCUUUCGGAAUACAGUAGUUUAUUUUUGUAUGGAAAAAAAAUUAAGAGAGUGGUACUUUGUGUAGUUGUUGGCUCAUAUCCUUGUCUUCUUGAAAAUUGUCUAUUUUGCUGUAUUUUUGGCAUUUUCUGUCUCUGCUGUUUUCUUUUAGUAUUAUUCCAACUAUUUCACCAUUUGUUUGGAGUGUGAUUUUUAACUGAUUGCAUUAAAAUAUAUUUCUGAUGACAUACUUUUCCGGUUAAAGUAGGAAAGGGGGUAUGUUUAAAAUUCACAUUUUGCAGCAUAAUUUUUAAGUGAACUGUUAACUUUGCUUCCUUCCUUUUCCCUUCUCCUUGUAAGUUGUGAUCCAUUUUGUUAAUAAUACUGUAACUGGAUUUGUUCAUCUGCGAUUAAAAAGGAGAGUAAUAAAAUGGA